CGGCUCUUCAUGUAUCUUUCACUGUCCUCUUUAUUAGCUCUUCAAAACCCUCACCACAAAGCCUUUCCUCUUUUUUGUAAUUUAUUCCCUUCUCAAAAUUUGAAAGGGUGAGAAUAAAUGUGGCGGAUGGAGACCCACGAAUCUUCUUUCAGAGAAUCUAUCAAAGCCCUUGAAGCUGAUGAUUUUCAACAUGCUAGUAAUAGCCUCUGUUAUAUAUACUUCACUUCAGCAACUCGAAGGUGGCCUCUGGACACUCCAUGUGAAUUAACUGCUUCUGUGAUUGGACAUGUAUGUGGUGUCGCAGGAAUGUGUGAUGUAAAUCAUGUUCAUGCCCCUUUUGCCAAGGCAGCCAGAAGAGAGUUAGCUCCAGAGAUUUAUGGGUUCUCACUAGUAACAAUGAUGAGGUAGAUACAAUUACUGCUGCAAUGGAAAGCCUAUGGUGUUUCUACCUAUACAUUGAGAACUUGCCACUCAUGGUGUCUGAUGCCCAUUUGCUACUGUAUGACUACAUGAUCUAACUGGCAGUACAGGAAGUAAUAAUUCUGAACAUACUGAUCCCUGAUUGGGUAAAGCCUCUGUUUGGAAAGUUUGCUUAUCUCUUCUUCAAUGGAAGAUUUGAGAGCCGUUACCUAGUAGCUGUAUAUAAUAAAUUUACUAGUGGAACUAGGCAACAGAGUCGUUUAUCGAACUAAUAUGAUCAAGCAGGUGGGUUUGAAGAUUGGUGAAGUCCCUUAAUG
Messenger RNA from Ilex paraguariensis (yerba mate), 737 nucleotides. NCBI's taxonomy places the organism in Eukaryota, Viridiplantae, Streptophyta, Magnoliopsida, Aquifoliales, Aquifoliaceae. The record is from the annotation of a GenBank genome assembly.